AAUGGCGUUGACUUGUAUCCAAGUUUUGUUGAUGAUUGGGAUGCUUGUCACUGGGAGCAUAAAUACAAUCAGUAAAAAGGCACAGAAUGAUUGCACAGUAAAAGGUUAUCCUGGUAAAAAUGGAACAAAUGAAGAACAUGAUUUUGAUCAUCCUUGGUUUCAAACAUGGAUUAUGUUUAUAGGUGAAAUGUUUUGUUUGAUUGGUCUGCUGAUCGUUAGAAGAAAGGAAAUACAGACAUGGAAAAAACUGUCCAGUUGGACAGAGAAAGUGGGAGGAGCCCCAUUAGAGCCACCAACCCAUAAAAGGGUUUUUCAGUGGAUAUUCCUGAUUCCCACUGUGUGUGAUUUGAUCGGAACAUCUUUAGCAGGUAUUGGUUUGUUAUAUGUUGAUGCUUCAGUAUGGCAGAUGUUAAGGGGCUCUAUUAUAAUAUUCGCUGGUAUUCUAUCGAAAGUAUUUUUAAAGCGUAAAUUAGUAUUAAAGCAUUGGGCUGGUAUGUUGACGGUGAUGAUUGGUUUAGUGUUAGUUGGUUGUUCUAGUGUGUUUAAAUCUAGCGGAGAUAAUAAAGGGUCUAAAGCCUUAUUAGGAAUUGCUUUAAUUUUAGGAAGUCAAGUUGUUAGUGCCAGUCAAAUGGUUAUAGAGGAAACGUUUCUCAAAAAUAAAAGUUAUCAUCCUUUACAGGUCGUAGGUAUGGAAGGUACAUUUGGUUUUCUACUUAUGUCUGUGGCCGUGUUACCUGCAAUGUAUUUUAUACCUGGACCACAGGUAGAUAAUAGUUAUGAGAAUAGUUUAGAUGCGAUAUAUCAGAUGGGUAAUAGUGUUAGAUUGUUGAUAUUCUGUCUGCUGUAUCUAUUCUCCAUUGCUUUCUACAAUUAUUUUGGUUUAGCAGUCACCAAAUCUUUAACAGCUGUUCAUCGUACAUUGAUUGAUGCCUGUAGAACUAUAUUGGUUUGGGUAGUCGAUCUUUUUAUUUAUUACGCCUUUGAUAAAAAUUUUGGUGAACCAUUUGAUAAACAGUAUGGAAUAUUACAAGUGGAUGGUUUUAUAUUUUUAAUGAUUGGAACAGCUUUAUACAACAAUCUAAUAGAUUUAUCAUUUAUACCUUGCUGUAAGGCGUCGGAACAGGAAUUACAGGCCAUCAAUAGAAAUCGCACGAUACAGGAUGACGAUUCUGCUAGUGAUGUCGAAGAUGAGGAAGAACCGUUGAUUAGAGAACGACCAAAUGUUUAUACUUAAAAUAUUUAUAACCACGAAUAUCAUAUUCAUGUUGUCAUGGUGAUCAUUGAGCUUCCAAGGCAAGAAACAAGUUACCUGUCACAAACACUGACUCGGCACUGAUUUGUCUUUUUCUAGUGUUAUUAUUUAUGGUUCAACACAACUAAAAUCAUUAUAUUCCAGGCCUUUUCAUUAAUCAUGCAUUAUACAAGAGCUAAAUCUGCCUAUUGCAGGUCAUUCUUUAGGCCUGAAAUGCUAUAUAAACUAUUAAUUAGACAUUUAUUAACAUGACAAGACUAUAAUCAACUCUUUAUGGCAUCGGAUACUCACACCCAACCGUGAUAAGUAUAUACUCACACAGUUAUCAUAAUAUCUUUCUUAAAACAUACAUUAUACAAGAGCUAAAUCGGCCUAUUGCAGGUCUUUCUUUAGGCCUGAUAUAUUAUAUAAACUAUUAAUUAGAUAUUUAUUAACAUGACAAGACUAUAAUAAACUCUCUAUGGUAUCCGAUACUCAUGAGGAGUAUAGCAUCCAUGUUAUUCAUUGUAACAUUGUAUUUAUAUACCUCCCAGUUAGUUAUAUUUAUCAAUUGUGAAUUUUAUGUUUUUAAUAUAUACAUUCAUCCAUCUGUGAAUUUUACGUUAUAUAUUCAGUUAUUAGGUUGUUAUGAUUACUAUUGAAGACACGUAAAAAUGGCCGCAUGAAGUCAAACAGAAACCAAUAUGAUAAGAUAGGUAAUAUAAGAUGUUUAUUGCAUCAAAACGUCCGUGAAGGACAGCAUGCAUACAUAUACACUUAGACAUAGUCAUAUACAUUCAAUAAUACAUAUUACAUAGACAACUCAAUACAUUCAUACAAACAGUAUACUUUAUGUACAACUGUACAUGUACAUGUAUAUCAAAUAGUAAGUGGAGGAAGACCGCACUACACACAAAACAAAAAUCUACAAUAUGAACUUAGUAAUAUAGCUCACUACGGUUGUUUUAGGUUGUAUCAGAUUGAUUUAUUGUGUAAUACUCGUACCAUGUGUGUUCAGGCCCGUAACUAGGGGUUGCAAAAAGUUUUGGGAAAAAAUAGAUAUACAUUGUCCGUCAAUAUUACAGCACCCCCGAGAACACUACCCGCCCCCCUCGUUGCUCCAAGCUAGUUACGGCCCUGUGUGUGUUGUCUAAAUUCUUGUAUGUUAAAGUAGCUAAGUCUCGACUCAGUGGUUCUCAACCUUUUUUUGCCAACGACACACCUUGGAACACAUGAAAAAAUAGCCGCACACCUGGCUAAAAUAUAUAUGAAAAUUUUUUUUGAAUUUUGCAAAAUAAAAACAUGGCAACUCAUAGACAGCAUACAACCGUAGACAGAGACUAGUCAUAAGACACAUAGAAUGACUCAAACUAAAUAAAGAAAAACACAGCUAUGAACUUAUCAGUAGACACCAGUUAAUACUCAAUUGGGAUCAUGUGUUUUUUUGCAUUUUCUUAGUGUGCCGUUCAAAAUUCCACGGCACACUGGUUGAGAAUCACUGCCCUAACUCAAUAUCAUCAAAAGUCUUUGACAUUGAAAACAUGAAUUUUUUGUCAAUUUAAAUCAACAUUGAUGUUGUGAUCUCACCGGGGAAAAGAUGGGCUUCUGAUAUCCAAUAUUUAAGACAAAAUAAACAUUUUACCAUUUUUUACAUGAAUCAUGUACCAUAAUGCGUUUCAGCGCCAUUUGUAACAAGGGACUCAAAGAGAAUGAGGCUAGACAUAUUCCACAAAACAUGUCAAACUGAGACGCCAUAUUCUUAUCUGGAGAACGUGCAAUAAAUACUAUCGGUGUAGACUGGAAUAACCAGAUGCUAGAGAUUGCCAUUCAAUUGAGACUUCUGGCGUAUUUCGCUGAACAUAACUGAUUAGAAAUUAAAGUAAAAACAGAAACGAUUGAAUGUAAAUCGGUUUACAUCCAUUCAUAUUACAUUGUUAUAUGCGUUGCGACCCAUUUGUGUUAAUUUCUAGGUCCUAAAUAUUAGCGAUUUAGCUCCUAUAAUACAUUUACUCUCAUGUUGUAAUAAUUUUGUGUUUUUUGAUAAAAGUAUUGAAUUUAGAAGAGGACAUAGAAUAUUUCAAUGUUUUUAGUGGCUACCUCAGUGUAUAUAUAAGGUGAAACAGCUGCUGGUUUAUUUUUUUAAAUUUAUAUCAUCAUAAUUUGUACAUUUUAUAUGUUUGAAACUAUUAUAACUUGAACUCAGUAACUAAUAUGUAAAAAUACCAUUUCAUUGUUGUAUAUACUGGGACUGCACCAUGGAGCAGUUUCAUUGCUCUAUAUAUUGGGACAGUAACUUUGUAUACUUUUUGUAUAUAAAAUAUUUUUUUCAAACUCA
Messenger RNA from Patella vulgata (common limpet), 3566 nucleotides. Its product is annotated as solute carrier family 35 member F6. Gene Ontology annotation, cellular component: intracellular membrane-bounded organelle; membrane. NCBI's taxonomy places the organism in Eukaryota, Metazoa, Mollusca, Gastropoda, Patellidae. The record is from RefSeq and is a predicted model, not a curated record. Bases 2 to 1234 code for a protein of 410 amino acids. The transcript has 13 exons.